AUGACCGUUCAGGCGAGGCGGCAUUCCGCAGCGUACAAGUCCCCAUCACCCUAUAAUGCCCGCGACGCCGACGUCGAGAAACAUCCCUCCGCAGCGGGUGGCAGUCUUCGUCGCCCCGGAGGUGUCGUUGGCUUCAGAGUCCCCCAGCGGAUUAUGCGAUGGCUUUGUUUUGCGCUCUUCGCAGCGCUGGUCGUCUUCAUCCUCACCCUCUUCCGAUUCACCCUCUCUUCCUCCGUUUCACAAGUCACCGUCGACUUACCGAAAAUUGUCACCGCAAAGCCGCCACAAUGGGAGAGCUUCCCAUUCCUCAAUCGCUACGAAGGCGGUAUUUCUGCCUUGGUCUCGCGCCAGAACAAUGUUCCUGAAUACCCCGGCGAUGGCCCCGAGGACUUCACUGUCCGACCGGAAGACGAGGAGAAGCAGGAGGCGCAAAGCCAGGAACCCAAGGUCAACAAGAGAGACAAGGACCUGCACCCGAACAUGGAGAGCAGUGUGUUCAAUCCCUACCCCGACUACCAGUCGCCGGAAUACAUCAAGAAGUACGGUGAGAAGCGCGAGUGUUUCCUCAACCCGGAGAACUCGCUGCGCGUUCCAUCCAUCCACAGCUACCCAGGAGUCCCCAAGGGCUUCCCGGAGCCGGCAAUGGGCGACAACAAGAUGCUCGGAAUCCGAGACGACAUGUGCUUCGAUCGAUUUGGCCGAUUGGGUCCUUACGGCUUUGGAUACGGGGCAAAGAAGGGCGGUUCCGGCGCUGGGCUGGAUGGACAUCGUGAUGGCGCCGAACGCGUUUGGGCGGAUGCGCCUCCUGUGGACUUCCGGACGAUCGACUGGGCCGAUGCCCAGAACCGCUGCCACUCGGCUAACCGCCAUCGUUUCAACGACUUGCCCGAGCCUCGUCUAAACCGCUUCGUUGCCAUGCCCAUGGGUGUUCCUAAAGUGAACAUCCCGCCCCCGGCGGAAGACACUCGCCAGGAGCCUCCUCAAAUCGGUGCUGAGCGCGUGUCGCGCACCGCAGUGGUUAUUCGCACCUGGCACGACUUCAAUUAUACCCCCGAGGAUAUCAUGUACAUGCGCUCUAUUAUCUCUGAACUUUCGCUGAUGUCUGGUGGAGAGUACACCAUUCAUUUCUUGGUUCACGUCAAGGACACCAACCUGCAGAUCUGGUCCGAUGAUGAGACCUACCAGCGUGUGCUACAUGACUCUCUGCCCGAGGAGUUCCGUGGAAUGGGAACCCUUUGGUCAGAGCCUCAGAUGGCCCUCAUGUACCCCGGACUGGAGGAGACAUGGAUGCGCGACUUGCCGAUUCACGGUGUCUACCGUAGCACCUACAUGCCCAUGCAAUACUUCGCCUUCCAACACCCCGAGUACGACUACUUCUGGAACUGGGAGAUGGACGCGCGCUACACAGGCCAUUGGUACCAUCUCUUCGACAAGGUCGGCGAGUGGGCCAAGAAGCAGCCGCGAAAGGGUCUUUGGGAGCGCAACGCGCGCUUCUAUGUUCCCUCUGUCCACGGCUCAUGGGAAGACUUCCGACAGAUGGUCCGUGUGCAGACUGAGAGCGGCACCAACUCUGCUAACAACAUGUGGAGCCCCACCAAGGGUGGAGACCCCAACGUGCGAGGCGGCUCGAUGCACCAGCAAGGCGACAGGUCUAUCUGGGGACCUGAGCGCCCUGACGAGAGAGAUAUCUUUGAAGUCGAGGGCGAGGGUAUCCCGCCCACCAGUAUGGAUAAGGACCAGUACCAAUGGGGUGUUGGCGAAGACGCAGACUUGGUCGUCUUCAACCCGCUCUACGACCCCGAGGGCACAACCUGGAUCCUCCGUGACGAUGUUACAGGGUACAAUAGGGAGAAGGGCAUGCCACCGCGCCGCACAGCUAUCAUCACCGCCUCACGUAUUUCCAAGAAACUGCUCACUACUAUGCACCGCGAAUGCGCCCUGAAGCGCCACAGCAUGUUCUCGGAGAUGUGGCCCGCCACCACCGCCCUGCACCACGGUUUCAAAGCUGUCUUCGUCCCUCACGCCGUCUACGUCGACCGCCGCUGGCCCACCCGAUACCUGGAAUCGGUAUUCAACGCCGGCCGCAACGGUGCUUCGGGCGGUGCGCGCACCUCCAUCUUCGGCGACCGCGAGCACAACUUCCGCGGCACGACCUGGUUCUACUCCGCGGGCUUUUCGCCAAACCUUUGGCGUCGCUGGUUGGGUCUCCGUGUCGACAACGACGGAGGCGAGCAGCGCGAGCUUGCCGGCGAAGGUCGCAUGUGUCUUCCUCCUAUGCUCCUGCACCCCGUCAAAGAAGUCAACAUGAUCAUCGAAGACGGUGAGCAUGCGGAAGAUCAUUGA
This is a messenger RNA of Penicillium brevicompactum, 2343 nucleotides long. RefSeq names its product DUF3405 domain-containing protein. NCBI's taxonomy places the organism in Eukaryota, Fungi, Ascomycota, Eurotiomycetes, Eurotiales, Aspergillaceae. The coding region runs from base 1 to 2343 and encodes 780 amino acids. The transcript has 2 exons. The record is from RefSeq and is a predicted model, not a curated record.